UCAGGAACGGGAGUGAUAAGCGUCCUCCUACCUCUCCGGCGUGACUGACACAGGCUCCCGGGACAGCACUGCAGCAGGAGCACACAGCACGGCAGGGACAUGGGGAGUACGGGCGGCCCGCGGGUCAUCCUGGCUGUCUGCUUGGCACUGCAUGUUCUCCUCGGGUGUACAGAAUAUCUCCCUCCACCAACCAACAUCACUUUCGGAAUGAAUGGGAUGUUCUUUCUGCAAUGGCGAUGGGCGCCUCCCGAAAACAAAUUGAAUUGCUCUUUAAAAUACACGAAAAUCAUUGUCCCACGUUCGCCAAAACAGAAAGGAAUAUGUGCAUAUUUUGAAGAGUGUGUUGAAAAGUUUGGAAUCUUACACUUAAACAGUGAAAUUAUAUUUGAAGUUCAAGCUGAAUGUAACAACUCCAACAUUACGAGUGAACCAGUGCGUGUGAACACCCGGCUGGCAGCAGGCGAUAACAGAACAUCUGUAAGAAAUUUCACCUGUGUUUGGUACUAUCAGGAAUAUGUGAAUUGCACGUGGCAACCCGGAGAAGAUCAGCCUCCCAAUGUUAAUUACAGCUUGCUUUAUUGGAUACGUGAUGGGGGCUGUUUGCAAUAUCAAACACAGAUUAAUAAUGAGAAAGAUUGUGUACGAGCCCGCCAGCCGACACAGUUUCAUCAACUGCUGGACACAGGGAAGCACUGUGAAAGCUAUACCCAUAGCAAUGAGAUUCCUGUUGGCUGUCAGUUCCAAUUACAUAAGCCAUUUACUGAUUUCAGCUGGCUUGUAAUGGUGGUAACAGAUACAGAUAGAUCAAAGAACGUCAAACCCUACAUCUCCUACAUACAUGUCAACCACAUAGCAAAGCUCAAACCACCCGCCAUCAAUAGUGUGUCUAGGACUCAAAAUCAAAGUAUAUAUUUAAGUUGGAAUGCAUCAGAUGUACAUCAAAACUCAUUAUAUGAAGUACAGCUGGAAAUGUCCAAUGGUGAAAAACUCAAUUUUAAGGACUUUUCUGGUGUAAGUAAAGAAAUUCCCAACGUACUGCCUGACAUCACCUAUACAGUGAAAGUACGGGUGCGGUUACCUGGCCAUGCAACUGAUAGCUACCUUUGGAGUGAUUGGAGUGAGGAAAAGACACUUCCAGGCAAAGAUGGAGGGAGAACUACAUCAAUCAUUUUGCUUUUCCUAAUUCCAUUAAUAGUAGUUGUUGCAACAGUCAUCCUACUUAUCUACAUGAGAAGGUUACAAAUUCUAAUUUUUCCUCGAAUUCCUGACCCAGGAAAAGUUUUAUCGAAUGACUUGCAGCAGUGGAUAAAGAACGGCAGAAGUGUCUACGAUGAGCCAAAGAAGGAGGAGAUCUGCCAGGUGUCUCUGCUAGAAACUCCUGUGGAAUAAGACUUCCUUCUUCUAUAAGUCAAGUGGAAAAUGUGAAGACAAAUUCUGUUUUUGUCCUUUGGUUUACAUCUUUUGACAGCGGAACAGUAAACAGGAGCUGUUUGAAAGAUCACUGCCACUGUGUUUGAACUGUGUGAAUUCACAUAGCUGAAAGCAGAGAUCUGUGUUUCAUGUUAAGAAGUAACUAGUUCUACUGGAAAGUGAGGAGGAGCUAAAAGUGUGAAAUCCUGGAAAGACGGAAGAGAGGGUACUUCUAUUGUGUGUUGCUGAAAUUGUGUAUGGAAUUGCACUGCUUUACUGGUGGACUACAUAGUGGAGACGCAGUUACUGUAUCUAAUUUUUCUUCUUUGUCAGUGGAAAGCUACUAGCAGUCACAAGGGUCGCUUAUCAGAUAGCCCUGGGAAGGUCCUGCACAUAUUCCUAGUAUACAGUACAUACAUGGCACAGAGGUCACUGCAAUCAGUAGACAUCCCCUUCCAUGGUUAGUGCCAAAGAACAUACUGCUGUGUAUGUAUCUGCUGUGAGAAAAUACACCCAAUACAUCCAAUUUAUAUUACAUUAUUAAUGCUGGCAACAGAGAAGACCUAUUAGUCUACCAUGCCUUUUCUAGAUAAAGGAAAUUAAUGAUAUAAAAUUAACAAAUAUUCCCCGUGCUAGAAUUAAGUUAAAUAGAAUUUUUUUUAAACCCUUUUUCUAUUUGUAAUGGCACAAGCCAGGGUUGGCCUCUGUAGACUUUAGUCUUUAUAUUGUGUAUAGAAGCUCUUGACAAAACCAUACAGAUGUGUCCUCCUCCAGCCUUGCUAUCGUGGCAGGUGACUCGUGACCACAAUCCAUAUGCAUUGCAUGGGAAACCCACAGGUGCGAGCAUUCACAGCCUAGUGGGGCAUAGCGUUGCUGUGAUGUGUGUUCCCAUGCGUAUACAUCACGGCAAUGAUGGAAGAGGACACACUGUAAGUAUCAGUCUGGAUAUUAGUGGAGUUUGGGUGGUUAUUUAGACCAAAUUUACUUUCUUUGCAAAUUAUAUUUAAAUGGUACACUUGCACAUACAUGGGGGAGUUUUUUUUCCCCCAAACCAUUUACUUCCAUACUAUGUCCACGUUUUCAUCAACCCUCCCCAUCAGUCCUUGUCUACCUAAUCCUUUAUUUUAUUCCAUCCUCCCACCUAUAUUCUCCCCCCUAGUCUCCUACAUUUCCUACUCUCUCCUCUGUUUCCUGUCCACCCCUCUGCUUCCCUUCCCCUCCUCUCCUGUUACCCCACUUUCAGUCACCUCUGCCUUAUCAUAGGCCUACCACCCUACCUCUUAGCCCUGCUCACCCCCUCCUUUCCCUGUCACUUCACUUCACCUCCAUCUCUAAUCCCUCCCUGCCCUCCUCCAGCAGUUUCCCCUCCUAGCUUAGGAGCCCGCAUGAACACUACACCUGCUUUAUCCCUGCCAUCCAAAUGAGUCUCACCUCAACACUACAGCAACCCUGAUACUCUCGUUUGCAUCUCUUCCACAAACUCACACCCCCUAUCCUGUGCCAUCUGGAAUGCCAGAUCUGUUUGUAACAAACAGGCCCCCACCCAUGACAUUUUCUUCUCCAACUUCCUGCAUCUCCUAGCCAUUACUGAAAACUGUAUUACCCCAUCUGACAUGACUUCUGCUGCUCUUUCUGCUGGGGGCCUCACAUUCUCACACCCCUGACCCGGGGGUCGCCAAGAGUGGUGUUGGCGUCUUUUUUUUCUCUAGCUACUCCUACCUACUCAUACCCCCAGAACCGUCCCUUACAUUCUCUAUAUUUAAGGUCCAUGAUAUACGCCUCUUCCAACCUAUUCAUCUUCAAGUAGCUGUCAUUUACCAUCCCCCUGGCAUUCCCUCCAAAUUCCUCAACAAUUUUGCUUCCUGGCUUCCUCAUGUCCUCUUUUCUGACAUUCCCUCCAUUAUCUAAAGCGUUUCAACAUCCCAAUCGAUAUCCCCCAAAAAUCCCUUGCCUCUAAACUCCUUAACAUCACAUAUUCGCUAGUUCUCUAAAAUUGGACCUCCUCCCCCUCCCAUGUGACUGGGAGCUGAAUUGAUCUGUUUGUGAUAUUUCUGAUUUCUUCAACUCCCCAUUUUCCCUCUCUGACCACCAUCUGCUCCUUUUAACUAUCUCUCUCUCUGCUUUUCCAUCUCUACCUCUUAAGGCUACCAUCACUAAGCGUAACAUUGAGACUAUCAACACCACUUCCCUAUCCUCCCUGUUUGACUCAAUUCUCUCUCCCUCAUGCCCUGAACAGGUCACCUUCCUAUACAAUGCAUCCCUUACUUCUGCUCUUGACUCUGUCGCUCCUCCGAACACUAUUCACCCUCGCAGAUCUACACCGCACACCAAAUGCACCACAUAUCUGUAAAAAUGCUCACGUACUGCCGAGUGACAGUUGAAGACAUCACGCUCUAAGGGAGACUUCCUUCAUUUCAACCUUAUGCUCUCAUCCUUCAGUGCUGCCCUGAACAGUCGUACUUCAAGAACCUCAUCUUCUCCCAGUCUUUGAAGCCCCUGGAGCCUAUUUGCCACUGUCAACUCCCUCCUCUGCCCAUCCCCAUCUCAACUCUGUCUGCACUCUCUGCCCUUGACUUUGCCACUUACUUCACAUCCAAAAUUCACUCCAUAUGUCAUAAGGAUUCAUAAUGAAAGAUGCUAGGCUAAACAGCAGCCUGGCUGAACAGGGUUGUAUUAGAAGGGUUGUUUUAAAAGGCUUAAGAAAAUAUUGCAAUAUAGACUUACCCAGGACUUGCAUAGUGGCUGUAUCUUUGCCAUAUAUUGAAGGGCUGUGCUGGAACAAUGUGAUGAUUGCUCUCCUUUCUCUGCAGGUAGUCUACACUCAUCAUUUGGAGUUUGGGUCUGCUUAGAAUAUACAUGCUGCAGUGAUAUUUUUAUUAUAUUGGGUAAUCUACACUCAUCAUUUGGAGUUUGUGUCUGCUUAGAAUAUACAUGUUGCAGUGAUAUUUUUAUUAUAUUAGGUAAUCUGCAUAUCAUUUGGAGUUUGGGUCUGCUUAGAAUAUACAUGUUGCAGUGAUAUUUUUAUUAUAUUAGGUAAUCUGCAUAUCAUUUGGAGUUUGGGUCUGCUUAGAAUAUACAUUCUGCAGUGAUAUUUUUAUUAUAUUAGGUAAUCUACACUCAUCAUUUGGAGUUUGGGUCUGCUUAGAAUAUACAUGCUGCAGUGAUAUUUUUAUUAUGUUAAGUAAUCUACACUGUCAUUUUUUUAUAUCAUAAACUUUAUUGUAAUCUAGCAUGAUACUUUAUUUCAACUUUGAAAUAGUUGGUAAACUUCUAUCUCAGUGUUUGUUUUAGUUGAGUUUUAUGGCAUGCUCUGUAACUGGGGGUGGGGUGUUAGGACUUGAUUGCAAUUAUCAGACACACAUGGAUACUUACCAUUCAUAAGGAAAGAUGCUAGGCUGAACAGCAGCCUGGCUGAACAGGCUUAUAUUAGAAGGGUUGUUUUAAAAGGGUUAAGAAAAUAUUACAAUAUAGACUUAACCUGGACUUAAGCAGGACGGAAACACUCAACCAACGUUGCAACAAAACAACCACCCUUCCUUUCAUCCUCAAUCAAAAUCAUCUGUAUAACUAUAAUCCUCAUGACCUCUAAGAACAGAAUGCAACCAAUUCUGUACUGUAUAAAACCAGUACAUUGUGAUUUGCAUGUGACUGUACAUACCUGUUUGUCAUUUUGCUCUGUCAUGCUCAGUUACCAUACAGCGUACCAACACCAGUAAAUAGGCACCUGAACUUUUAACUCUAACAAGUGAAACCUUACACUCUCAGCCUAGAUAACUCUGGUUUAAUCCCAAACAAACUAUGUACCACAAACUGAUUUUCGCCAUUGCUCUUCAUGGAAUAUUCAUAAAGGCCAUUACAUCAUUCCGUCUCCCAGCAACUCACCCCUCUGUACAUGUUGCCCCCUCAUUUAUUCACUCCCCUCUUAUUAACACUCGUGUGCUUUUUACUUCCCUAUACUCAUUGACAAUAACAUCUACAACCUCUCACCAUAAAAAAACUUUCACAAGCCUAUGACACAUUUAUCUCUCUCUUCUGCUUCUUAUAGCUGGUGACAUUUCACCAAAUCCAGGACCCAACCACUUGCAUCACUCACAUUCACCUGAUUCACAGCAACAUAGAAAUCCAGCUAACCUCAUAAACAUCACGUCUUCCAUCACCUUCCAGAUCACUAAAAUGUGCCUUAUGGAAUGCACUCUCUGUUUGUAACAAAUUAACUUCCAUCUAUGACCUUUUCAUAUCUAACAACUUCAAUCUGCUGGCUAUAACAGAAACCUGGCUCACACAAUCAGACACAGCCUUCCCUGCAGCACUGUCACAUGGUGGUCUCCACUGUACACACACGUCCAGGCCUGGUAACCAUAAAGCAGGAGGCCUUGGACUAUUACUUUCCCAAUCUUUCGCAUACACUGUUCUACCACAGGUUCCAUCACUCAUAUUUACAUCAAGUACAUUCCAUCAGGGUCUACUCUCCUUUCUCUCUGCAUGUUGCAGCUAUCUAUCGUCCACCUGGGAAUCCCAAACAAUUUCUGGAAGAUUUUUCUGCCUGGCUCCCUUACUUUCUAUCCUCUGACAUCGUCACCAUCAUCAUGGGUGAUUUCAAUAUUGCUAUUGAUUGUCCAAAAUCUUUUUCUCAUGCCUCCAAACUACUCUCUCUAACCUCCUCUCUCGGCCUCUCCCAAUGGACUGACUUAUCUACUCAUCGGGAGGGCCACUGCCUUGAUCUAGUAUUCACCAAACUAUGCUCUGUUUCUGAACUCACUAACACUCCUUUCCCCCUCUUAGAUGACAACCUGAUCACCUGCAUGCUCUCCUCUGUUAAUUCCAACUCGUGUGUUGCUGAAGUCCUCCAAUCCUCCUCAAACCCGCAGAAAUAUUAACACAAUUAAUCUUCAAGAACUUUUCACCUCACUCCAAAAACUGCUUUCACCUAUUUCUGCAUUCACCUCUCCUGAGAUAGCGGUAUCACACCUGAACGAGACUCUAGAACUAGCCCUUGAUGAAGUGGCUCCAGCUACCCAUCACACUCCACGUAGGCCUAGAUGCCAACCAUGGCACUCUAAAUUAGCAAGAUAACUACAAAAACUCACGCGUAAACUUGAACAUCAGUGGCGUAAAUUCCAGUCCGAAUCUUUAUCUGAAUACUUUAAUUCAAAACGUUUCUGCUUUCCAUCACCUCUGUGGUAAUAUAAGUUUCUGAUCACUGUGCCUACCUAAAAGCAAAAUGUGAACUGACUUCAUAUAUAUCUCCACCCCUUUUUGAUCAUUUACAGAUUUUGUCCCACAGUGAUUUUAUCUACCUAAAUUGUUUAACAGACUCCAAACAUUUACAUCUUUUUAAAAAAAAAUCUUAUCUCACCUAAAAGUAGAUAUUUUUGCAAUAUUUGUGUAGGUUAUCUUAAUUAUACAAAAUAUAACAUAUAUGUCUAUAAAUAUAAAAAUUCAAAAAUUAUGUUUGGUUUAUCCAUUUUUACAAUGGAUUUUCCAAACAUCCACCGCCACAGUGUAUCUAUGAGGAGUUCUGAUAUGAAUCAUAGGGCAGCAGUGGCCACGAUUAGCAUGUUAGAUGUGCUAUUUAGCAUACUAACCAGAUUUAUUAACAUGCUAACCAGUCUUUGAAUAGCCUUUUCUUAAAAGCAGAAGACCAGUAGCAGAAGUGUCAGACCCUCUUUUAACUAUAUAACUAAUAGUUUUAGGUUUUAUUAAAAAAAAUGUUUGAAAAAGUGUUUAAAUGUUGAUCUCUAACUUACAAAAUUCAAAAGCAAGAUUUGUAUUUACUAUGUUGUUGGUACACUUACCACUGCAAGUGCUACUGAUUUGGUUGGCCUUGGAUCCCCCAUGACAAUAUAUAGGAAUGUGACAGCAUGUAAUAUUUGUCUUGCCAAGUGAUGUCACAAGUCUGUCCCCCAAAGGUUGUGCAGAUACCUCGUCCAGUCUGUAAUUAUUAGAUUUAUUUAUAUUGUAAUUCAUUCAUGAGCAAUUUACAGUUCUUAUUAUGUCCACACAGCUUCUUUUACAUAUGCAGAUGUUCUGACAACUUUUAUUGCAUUUGUUUUAAAAUGUCAAUAUUAUACUUACUGUGUGUGCACUUUGGUGGAAUAUUUGUAUGUUUAAUAUGUAUAUAUUUUGUAUUAUUUGAAGCUGUUGUAAAGUUUAUAAUGACAAAUAAAAGGUGUUUAUGUGUGUUAA
Pseudophryne corroboree (corroboree frog) is the source of this 7596-nucleotide messenger RNA. RefSeq names its product interleukin-13 receptor subunit alpha-1-like. Gene Ontology annotation, cellular component: external side of plasma membrane. NCBI's taxonomy places the organism in Eukaryota, Metazoa, Chordata, Amphibia, Anura, Myobatrachidae. The transcript has 12 exons. The record is from RefSeq and is a predicted model, not a curated record. Gene Ontology annotation, molecular function: protein binding; cytokine receptor activity. Gene Ontology annotation, biological process: cytokine-mediated signaling pathway. Bases 100 to 1389 code for a protein of 429 amino acids.